CGGCGGCUGCGAGGGCAGCAGCUGGAGGCCCUGACUCGCGUGGCUCUGAUGGAGCAACGGGUGAAGGAGUUACAGCGCCAGAAGAAGGAACUGAGGAUCCAGAUGGAAGUGGAGGUGGCCCUGCUCCGGGGUGAACUGGCCGGGGAACGGGUCGCCGCUCGGCGGGAGGAAGAGCAGCUGAAGGAGCUGCUGGGCCAGCAGGUGGAAUCGCUUCCGAGCAGCCAGGAGCUUCGGGAACAGGAGCUGAGGCAGCUGAGCCAGGAGCGGGAUCACGUGCAGAGUCUUCGCCAGAGACUGAGUGAGGCCCAAGGGCAGCUUGACCUGCAGCCUGAGGACCAGAGAGAGCGGCUCUUGCAGGGGGUGCAGGAGAUCAGAGAGCAGCUGGAUGCUGCCCAGCGUGCCUACGAGGACCUGGAGUUCCAGCAGCUGGAGCGGGAGAGCCGCGCGGACGAGGAGCAGCGGGACAGCCCUGAAGUCCCAGCUCCAGACUCCAAGGUCCGGGAACUUCAGGCCAGCGUGGCCCAGCACAGGCGCCGUAUCCAGGUCUUGGAGGAACAGCUCAAGUCGCUGGGGGAGCAGAUGGCGGCUGAGAGCUGGGGGCUCAGCAGGAAGAAGGAGGAGGCUGUUCAGGCCCUCACACAGGAACGGAGCCGGCUGUUUGAGCUCAAUUGUCUUCAGGGAACAUGUAGUGGGGACCUCUCUGAGCCCGACCAAGCGCUCACCAAGCUGCUGUUCACACAGAAGACAGACCGCCAGCUACUGGUUCUGCAGGACCCUACUGCGAAUGUGGCCUCCACCUCCUCGUGCCUCUUCUCCGUCCACAGUUCCCUGAAGGGGUCUAUCGGUCUCCAGAGAACAGGAAGCCUGCCCCGGAGGAGGGGAGACAGGGCCAGCCAGAGGGGAUCCCCCCGACCUUUGUCCCUCCAUUGUACAGGACCCUUGGAGGCCUCGGCUCUUGCGCAAGCAGUGGGGACUCCUGGGAGACACCCUUUCUACCAGCUGCUCAACUGUGGCCCUGGGAAUAGACAAUCGGCAAUUCACCCAGACAUCGUCCACAUGGAGCGGCUCCUGCAGAAGGCUGUGGCAGAGAGGGAAAGGCUGCUCAAGGCCAGGGAAGGGAUGAGAAGAAGCCCAGAAGGUUCCACGUGCCCUUCAGUUCCUGCCAUCAUGACAAGGAGGAGACCAAGCUCAAAGGUGUCAUCUACUUCCAGGCUAUUGAGGAAGUCUACCACGACCACUUACGCUGCGCCUUCAAGAGCCCCAGCCCCCGCCUGACCUUCUGCGUCAAGACCUACGAACGCCUUUUCUAUAUGGUGGCCCCCAGCCCGGAAGCCAUGCGUAUUUGGAUAGACGUCAUCGUGACCGCUGCGGACGAAAACCACGCCCCGUGAUCGGCCCCGCCCCUCGGGAAAGAACGUUCCGGCCUCCGGGGCCCCGCCCACUUCAGGAAGCUCUCAGGCCAGCCCCUUUUGGAAUUUUCCUGGGAAGUCUGCAGCGGCUCCAACUCAGCUGGUCUGAGCCCGCGGGCAUCUGGGCUGCAGGUGGCUUCCCGCGGUGGCAUCGCCAGGCCCUCGGGGCCCCUGCUUGGGGCAGGAGGAAGAUUACAGGGGGCGGAAGGAACUAUUUAUUGGUGCUCCUCUGAUACCCGAAUUAAACGUGGUGGAAAAACAGG
Molecule: messenger RNA, 1672 nt
Organism: Cricetulus griseus (Chinese hamster)
Lineage: Eukaryota; Metazoa; Chordata; Mammalia; Rodentia; Cricetidae
Source: RefSeq, a predicted model, not a curated record